This is a messenger RNA of Botrytis porri, 1554 nucleotides long. RefSeq lists its product as uncharacterized. Lineage: Eukaryota; Fungi; Ascomycota; Leotiomycetes; Helotiales; Sclerotiniaceae. The transcript has 6 exons. The record is from RefSeq and is a predicted model, not a curated record. The coding region runs from base 1 to 1554 and encodes 517 amino acids.
AUGCAGAGUAUACGAGAGAUGGAACAGAACGGAGAAAAGAGCACGUAUAGCUGUCCGAAGUCACCUCUUUGCAAAAGCUUGGAUGUUCUCAGUGCCGCUGCUGCUUUCCAGGAAAAAGAUCGAGCUCCUAUAAUUCACCGCGAAAAUUUCGGAGAUGAACAGCAAAGACCUGCGACUUCUUUCAAUACCCCCACCGCCGGUAAGAAGAUUACCCACAAGACCCCUCUGCCGAGCGACCGUAGAGACGGAUCAGAAAUGCCACUCGAUUCAACACUCAGUCCCUUACAUUCUCCACAUGUGCCACGGAUCAUCAAGGAGAUACCCAAUCCAAUUUGCCCUUUCCUGUAUAAUCACUCCAUCGGUAGAUUUUGUUUUCAUUGUCGAUAUAUGGAAAUGCCAUGGAGAGACAGACUUCCAGUGGCUCUCGACACGAACGGCAACAAAAUCCAAGUCCCCCCCCAAGGUGCAUUGCUAGAGGGUGUAAGAAACUUAACUGAGCCCUUCGAGAUUGCCCAGCUUGCUCUACUUAUCGAGUUUCGCAUCAUAGAACAAGAUCUUGCCACCAUCCCUGGUCUCGUUGCAACUUUUAAGUACUUCCCACAUUUGCAUGAUGUUGCUCAUAGAAUUGCAAAUAUGGUCAAAGAGCUUCGAACCUUGGCUGAUGAAGAUCCCAAUUUGACGCACGACCGAUACUUCGCACAGACAACUGGAGAGUGGAACUUCCAAGCAAAGAAUCCAGCACCUGCCGUUAAAAAAGCUCGAAUCUCAACACGAUUUUUGACCGGUAUUCCAGUGAUGCUUACCAGAGAGGAUGCGAUAAACUAUGAAAACACUCGCGACGGGCGCACCGAAGCUGAGGCUCGUGAACUUAUGAAUCAUCUCAAUAGGAACGAGAGCAGAGGUCCAGGAUAUGUUCAAUUCACGUUCGACUUUUUCUAUUUGACUCGCCAAAAUGUCGAUGAUCCCGAAGAAGUUGAUCUCCGUCAUACGCACAAAUUGCCGGGAUUUGACUGGAAUGAUCCUGCCGACAUCAAGAAGCUCAAUAAGGCUAGAGCUCAGAAUCGUAAGCGUACACAUGGUAACAUUGCCGAAACACGAAUUCCAUGGACACAGCUGGAAAAGGAUAAACUCUUGAAGAGGUACAAGAUGCGAUUAGAGUCGAGAUUCGAUGGCUUUGUACAGAAGAAGGGAUCUAAGUUGGCACCAGGAGUUGAGAGAGAACUAAAGAAUGGCAAGAAAGAUAGAACUCUCAAGACUAGUCACAGCGACCGCGUAGGUUACAAUCGCACUGGCUCUGCAACGGAGACACAAGCCUUGAAAUACCCAGAUAUUCUCAAGUUGAUCAAUGAUGCAACUGGAAUUGGUGGAAAGGGAGGACGUGGCAUGCUCAGAGGUCCCUAUCGACCCCCGCAAGCUGCUGGUGACGAGAAGAAAGAAUCCAACAGUCAACCAACAAAGGAAGACACGCGCGUCGCCCGCAGCAGCUUUUCACAGGCUAUUAAUGAUGAACAAGAUGAGGAUGACGAUUCACCAACAAAGAAACACAAGAAGUAG